GCCGAAACCCGUCAGCGAAUUCGACGACAGUUCUGUCCAAGUGGGCCAUUGCUUCAUGCCGUGGGCGCUUUCUGCACCUUUCGGCGGUUGAGACGCGCGGGAAUGCCCUCCAGCGGGCGCGAGAACCUAGGCAACGGUGCAUGGGAUUCUGUUGGCUUGGAAUUUGGGGACUUGGGCACGAUGAAAUGUGGCACAGCCACAUGCGAGUGUCAUUCAACAAAUUGUCCGGUGGGGGGGUUGUGCCUUUGACGCUGGAACUUUUGCCUUCACACAUGUGCAGGUUGGAAGAUUGGAAACAAGGACCGUGUAUCACCGUGUCAAAGUAUUUUUGUGUCGUGUUUUGUCACGAUCUAUGGAUGGAAGGUUUUUGUUCAAUGGUCGGCGCGACCUCGGCACCAGGACAUUGGAGCAUCCUUCACCAAACACAGGGAACGCACAGACGUGUUGUGGCAAGAAUUGCGAACGCUAGCCAGUAAGCUAAACGGAUUUUUUUUCCGUGAAUGCCGUGAAUUUAGAGGGUCUUGGGGCUGUACUUUGCCAAGGCGGUGGUUUUUGGCGGGUUGAUUUUGGUGCAGAAUACAUUUGGUCGCAGCGGCAGCAACCUGAUUGAAGGACACAGUUGUAGUUUAUGAGUUUUAAUGUCAGCGCUGGAAGGUCACUGGCAGGGGGGGUUAAAGUGAGGACAGGAAAGAAUGGCAACAGAGCAGGUGCAACCAAUUUUUCCGACGUGGUGUGCACCUUGCAACACCAGGCAAACACCACAGGUUUGCGGCGUUUGUUUGAACAUUCAGCAGGUGUAGUUUCUUGUUGCAUGCUGGAGUACGCUAUAAUAAGUGCAUGGACACCCCCUCCGGACAGGCAGAACACUUGCUGGCAGACGCAAACGAUUUCUGGAUAAAAAGGGAGCAUUGUGUCACAAUGUUGGCAGAUCCUCAAAAAAACACUGGGCAGGCCUUUAGCAGCUUUGGCAGGCCUUUCAGGAGCCAGUUUCUCUUUUUCAGGAGCCCGUGUGUUGAACAUCAUGCACGGACUGCAUGGCUUUGGAGGAAGGAGGCACGUUUAGAGGAGUUGCACAUGCCAAGUAACUCUGGCUAAACCGAUGGGCUGAAAGUAAUCUUUCCUGCGAACGAAAGAGGUCUUUAACGAGGCUAAGCAGGGCGGGUCAAGUGGAUGUAGACUGUAAACCACGCUAGCCGGCUGGUAUUUUUACUUUUCCAAAGCGGUGACUUUUGUUGGGUUGGUGAUGCAGGCAAGGUGAAUGGCUCGGGUAGUGCCUGAUUUGCAUCGGCAACCUGUUAUGUGUAGUGAAUGUUUGGGUGACAUUCUACUCAGACUUACCGGUUGACGGUUUUUGCGUGUGAAGGUCAGCUCUCCUGGCUUUCGUUCUCCCUUCUCAAGUUGUCCUCGCACGGCGGCAGUCACUGCGCUGUUGGCAAUCGCAGGUUUUGUGAGUCUGGGGCGUGUGCCCGCCUGUAGGCAAGACAAAAGGAACACGGUUUGGGGUGUUUUUGGUUGUCGCUUUGCGUUUGUUGCUUCAACCGAUGUGGGACACAUGGGCUCAGUGCCGAAUCGGCUCAGUGCCGAGGUGGUGCCGGAUGUGGUGGGGCGACCGCGCGUGUUCUUGGACAUCGCCAUUGAUGCCACGCCGGCAGGGCGGAUCGCAACUCAGAGGAACAUUGCACCCGACCUACGGAUGACAGCGACAUGUUGGAUGCAGUUUCAGGGGCUGGCGAGGGGGAUUGGUAGGGCAGGUUCUGGAGACAACUUGAGUGGCGUGAGCAUCAAAGCACCUGUCAAAAGCCCUGCCCUGCAGUGCAAGGUUUGCGAACUGUUCAAUGAUGUGGUGCCCAAGACAGCGGAAAACUUCCGCCUCCUUUGCUUGGGUACGAGGGGCCUUGGCAAGCGAGGGAAACCCUUGCACUACAAAGGUGUGCGUUUCCAUCGGAUCGUUCCCAACUUCGUGAUCCAAGCGGGCGACUUCACACAUGGCGAUGGCACUGGUGGAGAGUCAGUGUAUGGGCCAACCUUCCCAGAUGAAAAUCUGAAUUUGAAGCAUACCGCACCUGGGUUGCUCAGCAUGGCCAACAGUGGCAAGGACACCAACUCUUCACAGUUCUUCAUUUGCAUGAAGGCGUGCCCGCACCUGGACGGGAAGCAUUGCGUCUUCGGGCGUGUGAUCGAUGGCAUGGAUGUCGCUAGGCGCGUGGAGAGCUGCGGCCAAGAGGGCGCCACGGGCGUGUGCGUCGUUGACGACUGUGGCGAGAUCAAGGGCUCCGGCGCCGCCAUCAGCGAGGACCAGGCAGGCCCUGGCCUCGGCGACCGCUCGGGGAAGCGCAAGCGGGCGGCGGACCUCACCGAGGUCCAACUACUGCAGAUCAUCAAAAAGCACGCGGGCAGCAAAGACCCCAAGGAUGCAAAUGGUAAAGAAGUCAAGGUCACCGCCGGGCGCGCGAAGCUGGCCCUGGCGAACAUCCGGAAGAAGCUGGCAAUGACUCCAGAUGUGCCCUCCCAACAACGUGCUUUUGCAGCCUUUGCUAGGGAGGUCUCCGAUGAGGUGGGCGCCAGCACCACGGGGGGCGAUCUGGGCAAGGUGACCUUGGGUGCUUUGGCUCCCGAGCUGGAGGAGGUGGGCUUCUCAUUGUCCAUGGGCGAGAUUUCUGAGCCCUUUGAGAGCCCGGAGGGCUUUCACCUGCUCAUGCGCAUUGCCUAGGGCCGGGCGUCAGCUACAACGAUACACUUGGCUCGAGUUGGCAUGGAGUUCAUUGGAGUUCUUUUGAACAAGCGAGGUCCGUGAGCUUUUUGAGCCUUAAACUGCAUACGACCACGUUUGGAGA
Messenger RNA from Durusdinium trenchii, 2834 nucleotides. Lineage: Eukaryota; Dinophyceae; Suessiales; Symbiodiniaceae. The record is from the annotation of a GenBank genome assembly.